Molecule: messenger RNA, 3199 nt
Organism: Diatraea saccharalis (sugarcane borer)
Lineage: Eukaryota; Metazoa; Arthropoda; Insecta; Lepidoptera; Crambidae
Source: the annotation of a GenBank genome assembly
UUAAGCCCUUACAAAGAAGGGUCUGUUUUGUAUAAAUAGGCUCCGAAACUACAGAACUGAUUUUAAAAAUUCUAACACCUAAAGCUAUAUCCUACGCGGGUGACAUAGGUUAUAAUAUACGUGGGCAAAAUCACGGCAAAACAGCUACUUUUUAUAUAGAUUAAUACCUUAUUUAUAAUUGAAAUUCAUGUAAAAUGUGCAAGAGCACAGUUAAAGUUGUAAAUACUGUCGGUUAUAAACUUUAGUUAAACCGCAGUCAAGCAACCAACUGACAGAGAGAUAUGAGCAAACAUAGACAAUUAUUUGUAUCUGUUCAAUCUAUAAUAGGCUAUAUUUUAUCCCGAAAAAUAGCAAAUAAAGGAAUAAAAAUGGGAAUGAAAUUUUGUAUAGGGGCUUAAAACGUUACCAUAGUAACCAUUAUUUACUAUUCAAUUUAUCAUUGUAAUUAUAAACAGUUCCCUAGGGACUACGCGAUUAAAGCCUCUGGCGGUAAGUUAGUAGUUUUAUAAUGACCAGCGGCUUCGCCCGCGUGGUCUCUAGGGAAAUGUUAAGUGGGAUUAAAAGUAUCCUAUUAUCUAAGUCAGCUAAUACCCUAUCUGUAUACCAAAUUUCAUCAAAAUCCGUUCAGUAGUUUCGGCGUGAUUUAACUUUUUUAAUUUGGGAUGACUGAGAGUGUUAUAAACGUAAGAGUAGACAAUAGACAAAUACAAUCAGAAAGCUUCGAACUGCUAAGCUAUCGGGAGUUACACUUGUUAUUGUGAGUCAACCAUAAAAGAUAGACAUAUGCUGUCGUGGGAUAUUUUUUGUAUAAUUUUAAGGAGAACAUGUCCGUCAUACAUGAUUUCUGGGUAGCUUUAACCAUUAAGUUUGCACACGCGACGGAAGCUUAAAAAAUGGAGUAACUUCUCCCGUUUUCCCAACAUUUCCCUUCACUGCUCUGCUCCUGUUGAUUGUAGCGUGAUGAAAAGUAUACUUUAACCAGCUCAGGAGUAUGAAAAAUAAAUGUACCAAGUUUCGUUAAAAUCCAUCGAGUAGUUUUUGUUUCUAAAACGGUUAUACAGACAGACAGACAUAAAAUUUACUGAUUGCAUUUUUGGCAUCAGUAUCGAACCCUAAUUACCCCCUGAUAGUUAUUUUGGAAAUAUAUUUCAUGUACAGAAUUGACCUCUCUACAGAUUUAUUAUAAUAAUCAUUUUUAUUUAUUCUCCUCACAAAAACUUACAUUGCAUUGGGUAAAUACAUAAAUAUUAUUAAUAUUAAUGCUGUGAGGAGCUGGUGUUUGAAAUGGGAUUAACCUGUAUUGCAAAUCACCAGGACCCCACCCCUCGGCAUGUUACAGAAUUUCGUUUUAUAGGUACUCAUCAUACAAUGCUGUAAUAUAAAAAUAAAAAAGAAGAGAAAUAUUAAUAAGAUAACAUAUAGAUUAAUAAGAUAUAGAAGAAGAUUAAAAAUUUAUUUGUUCAUACAAGCAUUGAACACUAGCACUAGACUUUAUUAAAUUUGCGUUUAAAUUAAAGCCUAUAUCACACGCAAACAAUCAAUAUUUCCUCAAUAUAACAUUAGUAAAGACAAAUAACUGAAUAGGUAACAAAUUCGUUUCCACAUCAGCUAUACAACUGUGCUUAAUAGUGCCGAGUUAUUAGAGAUCAGAUAAACACUAUAAAACUAGUUUAAUUAAAAAGUCAGGAUUGUUAAACUAUUAAACGGCUUAUUAAUAUUGCAUCUUCAAUCGACUCACAUCCGACUAACAAUUUCUAUUCCUCAGUCGAUGCAAUUCGUUCUCCCAAAUUGGCCAUAAAAUUUCUAUAAUUUGAUCAUUACAUUCUAAACGGAAAGUCGAUAGAACAAUAAUAGGAAUCCUACAAACCGCAUUUCGCUUAUUUUUACUGACCUGCAUCAUAUGGCCUUGAUACUGCAUCAUUAUUUUAACAUCCAUCAACUGCUACAGUUCCCUGCUGUGAUUGAUGUCUGUAAAUAUGAUCAAAAAAUGGACGUGCAUUCGCUCGACGCCACCUCAGAAGCCACAAAAAUGAGCUUUAAUUCCACGACACAAGAUACUACAUCCCCAACACUUCGAGCCGUCGCAAGACAAAGAACAUGCACACCUUUAUAAUUACGCGAUGCCACCGACUGAACUUGACCCAUACAUUUUUCAUCGAGACACUCCAAAGUCAAAUCGAUCAACCACGGACAGUAUUCUCGCCAGGGGUUCUUCUCAAAUUGGUUUGAUAAUAACGUGAUGAGUCAGUCAUAAUUAAGAUGGAGCGCUUUCCAAACGAAAGGUGGCUGGUGUCGAGACAUCGCCAUUAUACCGCGCCCGGUGAACCACGAGGCAAUUAUGAUCUUUUUGCUGAAGAACCGUUAGGUUAACUUAGAUGCGGGGUAAAUACUCACCGGGCGCAGUGUGGACGCUGACGCCGCGCCGUGCGCACGCGACCAUUGAUAGCAUCAUGUCGCCGCGAACCCUCGUCAUGUUGGUCGCUAUAGCAUGCGUGGGGCAGGUCGCGGCCAGACCUGUACGGAGAACCCUCAACUUCAAUAUGUUCGUGUUGCGUCCUAAACAGGAUGCUUUAGAUCGUGUAUUGCUUACAACCGAUGGAGUAUCCCGCUUCGGACCUAUCCUGGAGUACUUGGUGCAGCGGGUGCAAGGAAUGAUGUCUGUGAAACGACCACUCGAGGAGAGCAUACACGCGGAUGUACCUAUAGUCCCAGUAGCUGAUGCAGCUGAUAAUGAAAUUGACGGCAGCCAAAAACCAAAGUCUCCAGGUGUAGUCGUACGCCCUUCCAGAACGAAGCCGGGCACUUACGAGGUGGAAAUCGAUGUCGUCGUAGAUGAUGGGCAACCUGAUGAUGGACACCCCAGCAACAAUUGACGUGAUCCUCGCUAACUGUUAAACCGAAUCGUCUAGUGAUAUUGUUAAAACAAUGAUAUUUUUAUUUAAUGUUAGCGUAGCGUAAAUGAGCCUAUUUAUUGAUUAAUCUCUAUUUAUUCUUGCCAUAUUAUUAAGUGAAAUAAAUUGUAUUUUUUGUUUUCCUUUGGUCUGUUAUUUUUAUUAAGCUAUAUCUAGAAAUAGCUAUCAAAUAGUUGAUUGUACAAGAAAAAGAAAUGUAGUGUUUUUUUAUAUCUAAGUAUUUAAAUAAUAUUUAAAAUGAAUUUCUUCGAGCCGCUCGGCCACGGGUUUCUACUUACAAGUUUUAU